AGUCUAUUUGGCCCAAGCGUGUCCUGUUUUCUUUUUGCAGCGAGCUCCUAGCGCCCUUUCGUUCAUGGAUGUGGCCAGGCAGGCGGCACGAGCCGUGGGUAUGGGGGAGCUGGUGGACCAGGCUGAACAGGCAGCUGGAUGCUGCAGCGCCUGUCAAGGGUGCGGUGGUUGCGUAGAUUCCUCGUUCUUUGGUACGGUGGCAGACAUCAUGGACAACUUCUCCGAGUGUGGUGAGUGCAUCGGGAGGGUCGCCGGGUGUUUUGCGUCGCCGCUGGCGUUUCCGAUUGUCUACCUCUUUCCCGCUGGGGAGCAGGAUGGCGGCGCGCAGUGGGCAGUCUCGAUGGAAGGUGCGCCGUUGAAGCAGCCGCUGGUCUGCUGCUGCUCUGCGUGCCUACCCUGCCUGGUGCAGUUCUGGGUGCGGCGGCGAGUGCUGGACGAUGACAUGACGCGGUAUGUCUGCUUCCAGGGUCGCCGGGACGGUCCAUACUGCUUGGCGAAUUGUAGUCCCAGCUUGCCGUUCACGUUUACGGCGGGAACUUAUGGUGAGAAGGAUUGUCCUAUGCUCUGCUUGUGCGCGGAGACAACCCUAUGCACGAUGUGCGCGUUCCAGGUGUCCCGGGAAGUGCAGCGCGAAGAUCGCGGUCUGGGGCUCGACCCCACGGAGGUUCGGGUCGCCCAGUGCUUAGCGUUUUUUGGCCCAAUUGCGCACUGCCUUUGUUGCGCUGGCUGUUGCAUCAAGUGCAGUGGCUGCCUGGUGGGCUGCUGUCUUGGACAGGUGGAGGGCGCGCAGGAGUUUGACGACGCCUCACAGCGCCUGGGUCACUCGUGCCAGAACAUAGCGAGCAGCAUUUACCGCGGAAUGCACUGGGUCAUCACGAUUGCAGUCGCGUGCAUGUCGGCGCAGAUGGUUCACGAGUCUUACCAGCCUGUGUCCAGGAGCUGCCCGGGAGCCAAGACAAUCGGCGUGCCGAAGCAGGAGCGGAUGAGCCAAGGCCUGGGGGCGCAGCGGGUCUGAGGGGCGGGCGCUGGCUCUCUCGAGAGGCCCCUGCUCGCCUUGGAGCAGGGCUCGCUUCCCUCUCUGCCCGUCUGGUCGCGCACCGGAGGAG
Molecule: messenger RNA, 1106 nt
Organism: Prorocentrum cordatum
Lineage: Eukaryota; Dinophyceae; Prorocentrales; Prorocentraceae
Source: the annotation of a GenBank genome assembly